This is a messenger RNA of Diabrotica balteata, 4291 nucleotides long. The record is from the annotation of a GenBank genome assembly. Lineage: Eukaryota; Metazoa; Arthropoda; Insecta; Coleoptera; Chrysomelidae.
CACACAUUGAUCACUCAUGCGGGUUUUCUUUCCUUCAUAACCUCAAUUCAAUGAAAAAAGUCUCGAAAAGUCCGAAAUGGCGUCGAUUCUAAGAUCUUCGAAAUUUGUGAGGUACAUUGCUGGAUUCGCAAGAAAUGUCGUAAUUAACACACCUAGAGAAUUUGACGGAAAUUUUGUAAACACUUCUCAAUGUCUGUGUGGUGUUCUACCCAGUAACUUCGCUACACAAGCUUCCACAUUACAAGAUCAAAAUUUAGAAACAAGUUUACGAAGAAUUGAUCAAGAUGUCAGAAAAUCAGGCCGCAUAUCUAGAAGAGACAUUGAAGAUGUUCUUGAAGAGAUUAGACAGACUAGAUCUGCUACCAGCUCACAAUCUUUGUUGGUCAUACGAUGUUGUGGUAACCUAGUACCUGAUGAAUUGCCAGAAAUAAGGACAAAGCUAGUUCAAGAAAUAUGGAAUACAUUGAAUAAAACUAAAUGUACCAAUGGAUAUAUCACACUAUAAUGCUCUUUUAAGAGUUUAUUUAGAAAAUGAACAUCCAUUUUCACCCACUGAAUUUUUGAGUGAACUAGAAAAUAAAGGUAUCGAACCAAAUAGAGUUACAUACCAAAGACUUAUAGCUCGAUAUUGUCAAGAUGGUGAUAUAGAAGGAGCAACAAAAAUAUUGGAGUUCAUGAGAGAAAAACAAAUGUCAGUCAAUGAGAAUGUCUUUAAUGCACUUAUUGUUGGACACUCUAAAGCUGGAGACAUGGAUUCGGCUCAAGGCAUAAUAAAUGUUAUGACUCAAGCUGGCUUGGAACCGAGUGCGGACAGUUACACCACUUUAGUAAGUGGAUAUGCGGCCAAAGGAGAUAUCGAGACCAUUUUGAAAUUGCUUGAAGAAUGCGAAUCAAAAGAAAUAUUCCUAUUAGAUAAAGAUUAUUUGGACAUCAUCUACGCUUUAGCUGUCAAUGGACAUAAACAACAUGUCCCUGCGAUCCUCGGAAAGGUGCGCAAAGCAAUUGGCUACAACCAAGAUGCUGUUAAUAUCACUUUAAGGUUGAUCAACAAAGGUGAAGAAGAAGCUGGGUUUGAAGUACUAAAAUCAAUGACUCGAAUUACUCGCGAAGAUGGUUCACCCGCUCCAACGGGUUAUUUCUUUAUUAGACAACUAGUUAAAGCCAAUCGUCCUUUAAACGUUCUCUUGAAGUACUGCGAUAUAAUGGAAAAAGAACAGAUGUACGAUCGAGCUUUUCUGCUUGCAGCUGAAAUGAGUCUUCAGCUGGGAAAUGAAAAACUGGCAUAUCCACUGCUUGAAGAGCUUCAAAAACGAGGUGUUACAGUCAGACAACACUUUUUCUGGCCACUAUUUAUAUCCAAAGCCAACGAUAAUAAAGCUAUUGUAGAUAUUUUACAGAAAAUGCAUGAUUUCAACGUUUUUCCAAAUAAUGAAACUAUCAGGGAAUACGUUAUACCAAAUCUGAAAGGAAAUAGCAGUGAAAUUUUAGCUCUACUUCGAGAUGGAAACAUUUCAAUUGGUAGUGCAGCGUCUAGUUUAGUUAUUUCCUUAUUACUUCGUAAUGAGAUUAAAGAAGCCGCAACUAUUGCUACCACGAUACAAGCUUACUACAAUCCCGAUAUGACUAAGAGGCCUCUUACGAAUGCAUUUUAUAAAACGAACGAUCUAAAGUCUUAUGUUGCUAUAGUGAGAACCGUGUUUGAAAACGUAGAUCGUAAGAAAACUGCGCAGAAAAACGAAGAUGACGAAGAAGAAGCGAAUGAAGGAGUUAACAAAGCGGAACUGGUGGGAAACUUCGUCCUCGAUUUAACUUCAAAAAGCAGAGCAUUUGUGGAGAAAAUUGAAAGUGUAUUACAAGCGUUGUGUGAACAAGGUCUAAGUAUAUCCACGCCAACAGCCGAAAAAAUAGAAGAUAAGUUAGGAGAGAAGAUGACUGAUCAGAUUGCACAGUUAUUAGGAAGACUAAGUUCUGGGGAACUGACGCCUGUACCAAUACAACGGCAACCUCCAAGCUAUGUUCCAUCACACCAAAUGAAUAUUCCUCAACUAGAAAGAUUGAUACAAAAUCUAACAGCAAAGAAUCAAGAAACCAAAGGACUAAAGAGACAGUUGUUCACUCUGUAUUAUAGAGCCAAGGAUCUAGAGAAAACCGAAAAGCUUGUGCAAGAUUUGAAUCAAACAGAUUUUGUAUUCACACCUGGUUUAUAUGCCCAACUGUUUGACCUCUAUGCUUAUCACGGUAAUUUAGAAAAAUCUCUGGAAUACUAUAACUUGGUUAGAGAAAAGCAAGGGUCUGAAUUUGCCUUAGAUAGCAGCAAAAUUCUGAGAUUCGCACACUUAUAUAUCAAAUCAGGCCAGUUCGAUGAGUGUAUUAAGCUGUUAGAAAAUACCCCACAGGAUAAAAAAGACGACGACAAGGGAUUCUCAUACACUUCUCUGGUUUGGAGAUUAUUGAAUACUCUUGCAGAGGAAGGAAAAGUAGAAGAAUUGGAUACGUUGUUUAAUACACUAGUCAAAAAAGAGUUCAUUGAAGUCAGCAAUGUACUUCUGGGACCUUUAAUAAAAGUACGUCUAAUAAAAAAAGAUUUGGAAAGUGCUUUGGAAAAAUUUGAAUGGUGUGUUAAUCAUUUCAAGGCCACGCCGUGGAAAAAUGAACUCGCCUGUCAGCUAAUUCAAAAUGAAGACGCCGAGAAGCUUCAAAAACUCACGGAUUUAAGUACAUCAAUACACGGUGAAGUUAACAGUCUGUAUGAUUUAGUAUUUGCGUUUGUUGAGUGUGGUCGCGUUAGACAAGCUAGAAAAAUUUUGGAAACUCCUGGUUUACAGGUACGGCCUCAAAGAAUAAAUACUGCUUGUGAAAGAUACCAACAAGAGGGUCUUAUUAAACCGCUGGAAGGAUUGAAAGAUGCUACAAAAGACCUCAACCAUAUUGACCGUUCAGAUAUCUAUUAUCAAUUGUUGCUGAGCUACAUCAAGCAGGACGACAUUGACAAAGCUCUAGGAUUGUGGACUCAAAUGCAAGAAGAAGAUAUGGCUCCUUCAGAUCCGUUCUUAUUAAAAUUGGGAGACUUUUUACAAAGUAAAGGAAGACAAGUUCCUUUUGUUGUACCACAAACAACAGUCCAAGCUGCUGAAGUUCCACAAUCCACUAAACCUCAAGUUACUCCAGCUCCAGUUCUAUUUAGACAAAAACUUAAGUUGGGAAAUGUCGACGAAGCCCUAAAAGUAAAAAAUAACAGCAAGGAAGCUCUUAAUGUAGUAGAUUUAACAACACUAAUAGAAAAAUUGUUGCAACAGAACCGUUUAAAGGAAGCGUCCAAGGUAACGUUUGAAAUACUCGAUCGUGGUAACAUUCCUGUAAACAGAGUAUUCAGAUUCUUGUUAAAUAAAUUGGCCACAGCUGGCGAUGUUGACACUUUAAGUAAAAUAGGACAAAAAAUAAAUUCCGACGUGAAGAGAAUUGUAUCUUUCGAUAACAGAAUGUGCCAUGCAAAUUUGGUAGCUGGUAACGCAGAAGCUUAUUUAAAGAAGCUCGACAAUGACAUAAAUAGCGCCAAAGAUGAAGAUUUAAGUCUACUUAGCGAACAGUUUCCCAGAGGAGGAGCUUAUGGUAUUUUGGAGAAACAUCCCGAUUUGACUGAACAAUAUGAACAGUUGGCCCUGAAAUACGCAAAGCGAGGAAUAGUAGGACCCUUGAACGUUCUCUGGACCCGAUACUUCAUCAACCAAAACCACGAAAAGGCCGACCAAAUCUGGAAUGAACACUUAAAGGAUUCAAACAGAAUAAUGUUCCAAAAGAUAGUACAUACCGCUAGAGAAGAGCAAAACGAAAACUUAGCCAAAAAACUGAUUGAACAUUUAAAAGCCAGCAGUGUGUCAGAAGGAGCUCUUGGCAACGCGUACAGUUGCUUAUUAGAUGUGUUGUUCAGUAAAGAGAACCACAAACAUGUCGUCGAAACCUUCGAAGAAGCGAUGAAAGCCGUAUCUUUGAGUUUCUUAAAUAGGACUGCGAUUAUUAGAAGCAAAGAAGCCUUUGAAAAAUUAGGAAAAACCUUUGAUUAUGAAAUACCACCUAGAAAUAAAAAUAAUGUACCGAUAGAAGAUUUAUCGUAAAUUGUUAGAUAUUUUAUUCACAUGUAUAUAUGUAGUUUUAAGUUUGGAUGUUUCAAAAGAAAAUGAUGUAUUUUCCAUUAUUGGAUGCAGUAUUUGUUCUUUUUCGGUGUUGUUCAGCAAUUUCUUUUGGAUAAUUCGAAAAGGCCAAUUUGUUUUUUAUAAUAAACUGUUAUCAACAA